AUCACAAUACAUCUUCCCAUUACACAACAAAACAAAACAAAAUAUCUUGUCUUCUUUAAUAACUUGAAGUCACAAGUUCUUUGUUGUUCAGCUACUUCCUCUUCCCACUUUCAUCAUACGAAGUGGGUUUUGCUGAACACAGAACGAAAAACUCUAAAUUCUUUUUAAAAGAAAAUGGAUUUCUCCGCCUUGUUCCUCACUCUCCUCGUCGGAAUUCUCUUCCUCUACUUUCUCCGGUGCUACAACUCUCAGCGCCGCCGUGGAUCCUCGAAACUCCCACUCCCGCCGGGAACAAUGGGUUGGCCUUACGUCGGCGAGACUUUCCAGCUCUAUUCUCAAGACCCUAAUGUCUUUUUCGCAUCCAAACAGAAAAGGUACGGAUCGGUGUUUAAGACACAUGUACUAGGAUGUCCAUGUGUGAUGAUCUCAAGCCCUGAAGCUGCUAAGUUCGUGCUGGUGACCAAGUCUCAUCUCUUUAAACCUACUUUUCCGGCGAGUAAAGAGAGGAUGUUGGGGAAACAAGCCAUCUUCUUCCACCAAGGUGAUUACCACGCCAAACUCAGGAAGCUCGUUCUCCGUGCUUUCAUGCCUGAAGCAAUCAGAGACAUGGUUCCCGACAUCGAAUCAAUCGCACAAGAUUCUCUCCGAACCUGGGACGGAACAAUGAUCAACACUUACCAAGAAAUGAAAACUUACACAUUCAACGUUGCGUUGCUGUCGAUCUUCGGAAAAGACGAGGUUUUAUACAGAGAAGAUCUAAAGCGAUGCUACUACAUUCUCGAGAAAGGCUACAACUCUAUGCCUAUAAAUCUCCCUGGAACGCUCUUCCACAAAGCCAUGAAGGCACGCAAGGAGCUCUCGCAGAUCCUCGCCAGGAUCUUAUCAGAGAGAAGAGAGAAGAGAUCCUCACACAACGAUCUUCUCGGUUCAUUCAUGGGAGACAAAGAAGAGCUGAGCGAUGAACAGAUCGCCGAUAACAUAAUCGGAGUAAUCUUUGCGGCUAGAGACACGACGGCGAGUGUGAUGGCGUGGAUCCUCAAGUACUUAGCUGAGAAUCCCAACGUUCUAGAAGCCGUUACUGAAGAGCAGAUGGUAAUAAGGAAAGACAAAGGAGAAGGAGAGUCUCUAACUUGGAGUGAUACAAAGAAGAUGCCAAUAACUUCAAGAGUCAUUCAAGAAACAUUAAGAGUCGCUUCAAUCUUAUCUUUCACAUUCAGAGAAGCUGUUGAAGAUGUCGAGUAUGAAGGUAUUAACAUAAAAUUUACAAAUCAUUUUCAUGAAUCCCAAACCAUAUUCUUUGAAUUUAUUUAUUUUUACUUUGUUGCAGGAUAUUUGAUACCUAAAGGAUGGAAAGUGUUGCCUCUUUUCAGAAACAUUCAUCAUAGUGCUGAUAUCUUUUCAAAUCCUGGGAAGUUUGAUCCAUCAAGAUUUGAGGUGGCUCCAAAACCCAAUACUUUCAUGCCAUUUGGCAAUGGAACCCACUCAUGUCCUGGCAAUGAAUUAGCCAAGCUUGAGAUGUCUAUCAUGAUACAUCAUCUAACCACCAAGUACAGAUGGUCAGUACAAGGAGCGAGCGAUGGGAUUCAGUAUGGACCCUUUGCGCUUCCCCAAAACGGACUGCCCAUUAUGCUGGCCCGGAAGUCGGAGAUUGAUAUGUGAUUCUAUAGUUGAAAGAGGAGGAAGGAGCUAUAGAAGAAAAACUAGAUAAUUUUAUUUUUUUCUUGCUAAUGAGUAAUAGGGAGAAAUGGAGAAAAACAGAAAGAAAUCAAAGAUUUUGGUAGAAAAAAAAACCCAAAAUGGGAAUCAGGAGAAACCACCAACUGUACAAAAAUUCCAAUUUUUUCUUAUUGUUUUGGAUUAUGAUGGAAAAAGUUGGUCACUGAAUUUUAAAUACAGAGAAAACGUAUGAAUAUCUAAUGUACUUUCUUCAUCUACAAAAAAAAAU
Molecule: messenger RNA, 1945 nt
Organism: Eruca vesicaria subsp. sativa (arugula)
Lineage: Eukaryota; Viridiplantae; Streptophyta; Magnoliopsida; Brassicales; Brassicaceae
Source: the annotation of a GenBank genome assembly